Molecule: messenger RNA, 684 nt
Organism: Ilex paraguariensis (yerba mate)
Lineage: Eukaryota; Viridiplantae; Streptophyta; Magnoliopsida; Aquifoliales; Aquifoliaceae
Source: the annotation of a GenBank genome assembly
AUGCUGAAGGGGAGUCUUCUUAAGACCGUAAUCAAAUCCAACCAUAUAGUUCGGAUUGUUCAUCAAAACCAAGGAUUAGCAUCGAUUCUUCGUGAUUCGCUGAGACGUUUUUCAACCGAAGCUGAGGAGCCGGGUCUGGGCGCAUCCAGUGAUUCAUUUCUUGAAGUUCCAAACACAGGUUUGGUGUAUGGGAGAUUGACUGGUAUUGCAAGAAAUACGACCAAGAGUGAUAUUGUCAAUUUGUUAGAAGGGUGUAAUUUGACUAUGGAUGAUGUCAAAGUCGAUUACAAUCGAGCUUACUCCCCAGUGGCAAUGAUGGUUCAAUUUCCUUCUAGGUCUGCCUAUGAUGCUGCUAUUAGGGCAAUUGGUAGAAAGGGUCGCUUGUACAAACUGGAGAGGAUACCUAACCGUUCCCAAUGGGAUCUCAUUGUACCAUAUGAUGGAAAAGCUAUUUUACUGCAAGGAAUCCCUCGCAAUGCACUUCAAGAUGAUGUAGAGCGCUUCCUUUAUGGUUGCCAGUAUGAUGCUACCUCCAUCCAGAUGUUCGUCAGGCCGGCAUCCUCGGGCCCCAUUAAAAUGGCGCUUGCACGCUUUCCCUCAAAGACCCAGGCGAUGCAUGCAUUUCUGACCAAGAACAGAGGCUUCUGUCUCAACAAUCAAAUCUCGAUGCGAGUUCUCCAGUGA